UGGUAUUACCUGCCCACCGUUAACUGGUCACUCACUUUUUCAUUUCGUCAAAAUCGGUAAUCAAGGGCUUAAUUAUUUGCAUUAUUUUUAAAGAAACGCCCGCAGAGCUUUCCGAAAGCUGCUACCAUUGAGUCAGACAAGUGCCAGCGCUGGCGAAACCGCAUCGCAUUGUUAAGUCUCUUUGAUCGGAAAGGAGAACGACAGUAAUCGGAAAUCGAACGGCGGCGAAGGCAAUUUCACAAGACUUGCGAGUGGAGUGUCUGCCAAAGCGGGAGUGACUUCAUUGCAAUUAAACAUGAAAUUUGCUGCAACGUCAACCAGAGCACGACAUUUUUGUACUAUAGCCAAGCAGGAAGAACGCCAGCGCAUAAAUAAAAUACACCCGCGCCACUCGACAACCUCCAUUCCGCGAUCGGAGUUGAGCAGUUCCAGGCGCCAGAGACAAUCGUGUAAAAUUGCCAAAAACUGGAAACACCAAAGCUUCUGCAUAGGUGCUUCCUGAUUAGAAACGUUUGACAACAAACCCCAAUCGAAAACUCAAACCCAACAUUCGCAUAUUCUAACCUAAAUUCCAACGCCAAGAAAUCAAUAAAUCGGAGCAAACACGUGCGUUUAGUUGCCGCCAAAGUGUAGACAUUAUCGCUGUCGUGUAGACAUCUGCCGCCCUCUCCCUUACCCCUCGUCUGCGGUCAAAGGACACUCGGCUACAGGCAUCUGCUUUCCUCGUGCGACGCAGCAGGCCUCUCAAAGCAACCCAAACGGCGUCGCUGUCAGCCUCAGUCAAAAUUCGGGAACAACGCAAAAACCAAUCCGCUAACGGCAACAACAAAAGCAACAUCAUGCCGCGACGCAACAAGAAAUCGGGAACGGGCAAAGGUCGCAACAACGACUCCAACUCUGACGACGAGUCCUUCGACAAUGUGAGCGUGUACUCGCACGUCUCGGAGAUCGCCUCCUCGGAGGCCACCGACGAGCUGGCCAACGAGCGCUUCGAGGAGAAGUUCGAGCGGGCCCUGGAGCAGGCCACCGAGAAGUCGGCCCAGACCCGUGUCCAGGCCCUGCAGGCCAUCUGCGAGCUGCUGAUGCACCGCUACAUGCCGGACUUCGUGGAGGACCGCAAGAUGACCCUGAUGGACUUCGUGGAGAAGAGCAUCCGCCGGGGCAAGGGCCAGGAGCAGGUGUGGGGCGCCCGACUAGCUCCCCUCCUGGUGCUGCAGAUGGGCGGCGACGAGGGCAUCUCCAAGGCGAUGAACCAGUUCCUCCUGACCACCGUCCAGGACAAGUCCAUGGGAUUCGACGCUCGGGCCAAGUGCUGCACUGCCCUGGGCCUGCUCAACUUCCUGGGCUGCGAGGACGUCGGCGAGCUGGUGCAGCUGAUGCAGUGCUUCGAGGCCAUUUUCGCCGGCAGCUACCUGCGGGGUGACGACAAGACUCCGGUCUCGGUCACUGCGGAGGCGGGCGCCUUGCACGCGGAGGCUCUCUCCGCCUGGGGACUGCUGCUCACUUUGAUUCCUUCUGGUGACUUUGUCUCCUUGAUGACUACCGGACAGAACAUGUUCCCUUCGAUCAAAAAGUUCUUGGGUCUGUUGCAAUCAUCCCACUUGGACGUUCGCAUGGCCGCCGGCGAGACCAUUGCCUUGAUACUGGAGUCGGGCCGCGCCCACGACCAGGACUUCCUCGAGGAGGACAUCCCCGAGCUGUGCGAUGCCGUUAAGCAACUGGCCACCGACUCGCACAAGUACCGGGCCAAGCGCGAUCGCAAGGCCCAGCGCGCCACCUUCAGGGAUGUGCUGCGCUACCUAGAGGAGGAUAUCUCGCCGGAAAUCAACAUUCGCUUCGGCCACGAGUCCCUCACCCUGGACGCCUGGUCCAUCCACCACCAGUACUCGGCCCUGUGCACGGUCAUGGGUCCCGGUAUGACCUCGCAGCUGCAGGAAAACGAAUUUAUUCGCGAAAUCUUCCAGCUGGGAGCCCGUCUAACCAACACCGGCAUCAACGGCAACGCCAAAGUCAAGCAGACCAAACUGGAGCGCCACCUGAUGAACGCUGCCGCUUUCAAGGCACGCUCCAUUUCCCGUGGCAAGAACCGCGACAAGCGAUCGGCCGUCGUCACUUAGAGCUAUCCAAACAAUCCCCUCAUCAUCCAAGCACACCAUUAACCCUUCUUUAUAGCUAACUCUGGACGUACUAGUUGAAUUGUCUCUGAUUUUAGCUUCUACACGGCGCUGCGUAGCCAAAGUUCAAGAACCAAGUCUAAAUUUAGAAUAAUUCUGAAUGAUCAUGUAACAAAAUUCGUCUAGUUGGUAACUACACGGAGAAGCCAUCGUUUAAAUAUUACUGAAUAUUUAUCGUUUACACAAGAGUUGUGUUUCAUUAAUUAUAAGGCAGCCCGCCCCGCGACUUCCACAAGCAGAUGCUUUCGGAGUGGGGCGACUCUUACGUUGUUGAUGUUUUUAUAUUACUAUACGAGUAGGUAUCAAUAAUGAACAUGUAUACCGCUUUAAAGUUGCUAAGAUAGUCGAAUGGUAAUAUACUACAGUUAGUCAUUGCUUAACUUGGCCUCUAUAAUGCAUAUUAUACUAAGCUAUGUGUAUGAUACAUAUAUUUUGUAGUAACUACGUGUAAAAUAAAUAACUAGGCUUACAACAAA
Messenger RNA from Drosophila ananassae, 2650 nucleotides. RefSeq names its product interferon-related developmental regulator 2 (gene Ifrd1). The record is from RefSeq and is a predicted model, not a curated record. The transcript is spliced from 5 exons. NCBI's taxonomy places the organism in Eukaryota, Metazoa, Arthropoda, Insecta, Diptera, Drosophilidae. The coding region runs from base 840 to 2117 and encodes 425 amino acids.